CUCUUAUGUCACAGAAACAAACAUUCCAUCUUGAUUCACCAGCCAGAAAAUUCUUUGCCUGUCAAUUACAGCACUGUUCAUUGAGCCAUAACAGAACUGAAGGACAAUGGUUGUACAAGAAUGGAAAUGUGAAAUUUUGUUUCGAUCAAGUUUGGGUGCAAGGUAUUGUUGUUCUGGUGGGAGCUGAUGGAAAUGACUUUUUACUGGAUGAUGGUACAGGUAUCAUUGAAGUCACAGGUGUUACCAAGCUUGUAAGAGAUUUUUCCCUUCAUAAAGGAAUGUAUGUGAUGAUUGCUGGAAGACUGCAAUCAGUAGGCAAUUUUGAUCAGAAACAAUACCCAACCAUCAAGGUGUUGAAAAUUGCCAACCUCAGCAGUAAUCCUCAUAGUGAGAUGUUAUGGAUGGUGGAGGUAAUAGAUGCCCAGUCUAAAUCUGGAACGAACAGAAAAUAGAAAUAUACCAUGUACGGGUAUUUUCAUUCUU
Pocillopora damicornis (cauliflower coral) is the source of this 483-nucleotide messenger RNA. Its product is annotated as recQ-mediated genome instability protein 2. Gene Ontology annotation, biological process: DNA repair; negative regulation of double-strand break repair via homologous recombination; maintenance of rDNA. The record is from RefSeq and is a predicted model, not a curated record. Lineage: Eukaryota; Metazoa; Cnidaria; Anthozoa; Scleractinia; Pocilloporidae. Gene Ontology annotation, cellular component: cytosol; nuclear speck.